AUGUCGAUUUUCACUACGGUGCACGCCGCUGCCUGCCUGCUCAUCAUCAGAGCCUUGAGAGCUUUCCUGGCGGGUAUCGCUUCGCUUCUAGUUCUCGUCAUCUAUCGACUUUACCUCCAUCCGCUGUCAAAAGUCCCUGGACCACGACUUGGAGCAAUUUCUAACAUCUGGCAUGCCUAUCACGCUCGCAACGGACGCAUGCUCAAGCUGGGCAAGACUCUACACCAGCAGUACGGACCAGUUGUACGCGUUGGGCCUAACGAAGUUUGGCUGAACAGCAAAGAAGCGUUCACGAAAAUCUACGGUGCAACGCUGGGGUAUGAGAAGUCUGAUUUCUAUGUUGCGCUGGCAUUGCACAGGCCGCAGAUCACUUCGACGCUGGAGCUGGCGUUUCCGGAUACGUUGGAUCUGCUGGGAGAGUUCGAUAUGGAGCGAUAUCGAUUGCAGAGACGACUGAUUGGACCGAUCUAUCAGAAGCGGAACUCGCUUAAGCAUGAGAAGGCUAUUGAUGAUGUGUUGAUUAAGGCUGUCGAGCGGCUGAGAGAUCUGCAAGGGGCUGAGGUUGAUUUGAAGGAGUGGAUGCACGUCAUCACAGUCGAGUGCCUCACGGCCAUCGUUCUUUCCUGGUCACCUGGCUUCCUUCGAGAUGGCACUGAUCAUGGUUCUGGCAGCCACGCAUAUCUCAGCUGGCGACGCAAGAGUGUGUUCGGUCUGUUCCCAUGUGCUGAGGUCAUGGAUGCGUAUUCUCGAACACUUGGCCGGUUGUUCGCAAACGCUUGGGGAUUGUCAUUUAAGCUGCCACCGCACUUCAAGGCUCUGUUUCCAAUGCUUGGUAGCAAGACUUCAAAGCGAAUCGCUGUUGCGUUGAGGUCAAACUCGCCAAAGGACAAUCGACGGGAUCUAGCGUCGGAGCUGAUACGGCUACAUAAGGAGAAGCCGGAGUUUACGGCAGAUUACCUUAAGCGUAUGAUUAUGACGAACUUUGGUGCUGGUCAUGAGACGACGACAUCGACGUUGACAUCAGCUUUGGCGAUGAUCGGCUCGCAUGAAGAAGUACAAGAGAGAAACCGCUCCGAGCUUUCCAACAUGACCGAAGACGACGAAGUGAUAUCUUUCGCCGCAUACACAGAUCUGUCGUACACACAAGCAGCGAUCAAGGAGUCCCUACGCCUCCAUCCGGUCAUCGGAAUGAGUCUCUCCCGGAGAGUACCUCCCAGUGGUCUCCACCUUCACGGCCACUACUUGCCACCUGGCACGAACGUCGGCUGCAAUCCUAUCUCGCUACAUCGCAACCCAGAUAUCUUCGGAGACGAUGCUGAGCUGUUCAGACCGGAGCGCUGGCUGGACGAGUCUCGAGCUCGAGAGAUGGAGCGCUGUAAUCUGAUCUGGGGUGGUGGUGCGAGGACUUGUCCUGGAAGAAGCCUGGCGGAGAUGAUUGUGGGAAAGGUUGUGCCAACGCUCUUAAAAGAAUUUGAGAUUGAGAUCAAGAUGCCGGAGGAAGAGGAAGUGUGUUAUUACUUUAUGGCUAUGUUGACUGGGGUUAAAGUGAGGUUCCUGGCGCGAGGAGAAGGUGGAUGA
This is a messenger RNA of Fulvia fulva, 1578 nucleotides long. Its product is annotated as Cytochrome P450 monooxygenase sdnT. The transcript has a single exon. Bases 1 to 1578 code for a protein of 525 amino acids. Gene Ontology annotation, molecular function: iron ion binding; heme binding; monooxygenase activity. The record is from RefSeq and is a predicted model, not a curated record. NCBI's taxonomy places the organism in Eukaryota, Fungi, Ascomycota, Dothideomycetes, Mycosphaerellales, Mycosphaerellaceae.